Messenger RNA from Polyodon spathula (Mississippi paddlefish), 1795 nucleotides. It is a transcript of the gene tbc1d17, whose product is annotated as TBC1 domain family, member 17. Gene Ontology annotation, biological process: activation of GTPase activity. Bases 69 to 1766 code for a protein of 565 amino acids. NCBI's taxonomy places the organism in Eukaryota, Metazoa, Chordata, Actinopteri, Acipenseriformes, Polyodontidae. Gene Ontology annotation, molecular function: GTPase activator activity. The transcript is spliced from 16 exons. The record is from RefSeq and is a predicted model, not a curated record.
ACAGAGGGGCGUGUUCCUCAGGAGGUGACGUGUUUGUUAUAGGAAGUGGAGAUGUUCAGAUAACAGUAAUGGAGGCUUGUGGGAGUCGCCUCGGUCACAAGGUGGUGUUUGAGAAGGAGGGGGUUUAUCUGCAUACCAGUAGCAAAAGAAAUGCGGAUCAGAGCUCCCUCAUCCCAGGGAUCGUCUAUCUGGUCGAAAGGGGUCCUGAAACGACGCUGGAGUGGCGCCCCCUGGAAGAUUUGAAAGGAAGUGCGGCUCAGUUUCUCUUCACUAAGAAGGAUACCUCUAACAAUGAAGAAGUUAUGACUUUUGACCCCGGCUACGAACCUGAUUGGGCCGUGAUCAGCACCAUCAGGACACGCCCCCAUAGUGAUGCAACAGGUUCACAGCCGGCUGCAGCUGGAGGAGCGCCACCAGGGGGCAGUGCCGCUAGCCUGCACUCCUUCUCCCUCCCUCUCUCCGAGCUCCACUCCCUCCGUCGGUCCCGCUUCACCCUGGGCCGCUCCUUCAUGGUCCUCACCUCCCGCGGGGGGGCCACGUAUCCGGCGCUGCACUUCCACAGAGGCGGCACCAGGGGGCUCCUGAGAGCCCUGCAGAGAUACGUAAUCCUGGCUCCCUCCCCCGUUGACAGUAGGCUGUUCCUGGUGUACCCUCACGACUCCAGCGCCCUCUCUCAGUCCUUCGACGAACUGCAGCUGUUCGAUGAUGGAACCCACGACCUGGUGUCUCGCUUUAUUCAAGACCCCUAUGCCACCACUUUUGGGGGUUUCUCCAAAGUGACCAAUUUCUUCAGGGGUGCCCUGCGCCCCCCAGAUUCUGCUUCGGGACGUCCCGCCGGGAGUCUGGGGUUAGCUGAGGAUGAACCUGAAUUUGAAUUGAUUUCAUGUGAGGUGGAGCUUGGCCCCAGGUUGCCAGUGCAGAGGGCGGAGCCUCUGGACAACUGGGAGGAGCAUCUGGACCCAGAGGGGCGUGUCCUGAAUCCUCAGCGAGUCAAGGAGCAGAUCUUCAGAGGGGGCGUCUCCCCCUCUCUUCGCCCCGAGGUCUGGAAGUUUCUCCUCGGUUUUUAUCCCUGGGGAAGCACAGCUCAGCAGAGGCAGGAUAUUCUGUGCAAGAAAACAGACGAAUAUUUUCGAAUGAAGGUUCAGUGGAAAUCGGUCAGCGAGGAGCAAGAAAUGAGAAAUUCACUGUUGAGGGGCAAUCGAAGUCUAAUAGAGCGGGAUGUGAGCAGGACGGAUCGGAGUCACCGUUUCUUCUCUGGGAGUGACAGCCCCGGCCUCGCGCUGCUCAAUGACGUUUUGAUGACUUACUGCAUGUAUAACUUUGACCUGGGGUAUGUUCAGGGGAUGAGCGACCUUCUCUCCCCCAUCCUCUUCAUCACUCAGAACGAGGUCGAGGCAUUCUGGUGUCUGGUGGGGUUCAUGGAGCUGGUGCAUCACAAUUUCGAGGAGUCUCAGGAGGCGAUGAAGCAGCAGCUGGUGCAGCUGAACACCCUGCUUCGAACCCUGGACCCCGCGCUCUGCGACUUCCUGGAUUCUAAAGACUCCGGCACUCUCUGCUUCUGCUUCCGCUGGCUCCUAAUCUGGUUCAAACGAGAGUUUUCAUUUGAGGACGUCCUCAAACUGUGGGAGGUGAUGUGGACCGGUCUGCCCUGCGCUAACCUGCACUUGCUGUUGGCCUGCGCCAUUCUGGAAUCCCAGCGGGACGAGCUAAUAAAUUCUGACUUUGAUUUCAAUGACAUCCUUAAGGUUAGUUACAAAAAUAAAUGAAUAUAUAUAUAUAGGAAAUCGCAGGGCUG